Molecule: messenger RNA, 3502 nt
Organism: Scatophagus argus
Lineage: Eukaryota; Metazoa; Chordata; Actinopteri; Scatophagidae
Product: retinoic acid receptor beta-like
Exons: 8
Coding region: 602-1960 (452 amino acids)
Biological process (GO): cellular response to corticotropin-releasing hormone stimulus; retinoic acid receptor signaling pathway; regulation of transcription by RNA polymerase II
Cellular component (GO): transcription regulator complex; nucleus
Molecular function (GO): nuclear glucocorticoid receptor binding; zinc ion binding; nuclear receptor activity
Source: RefSeq, a predicted model, not a curated record
GAAUUGCAUUGUGGGUAAAGGAAGAAGAAUGCGUGUAAUAAAACAAAAUGUGUAUCUCUCGUUCUCGUUCAUUCUCUUUGAGGCUUUCGGUGAAGCUAAACUUUGACUGAGGCUACUUGUCCACCACAGUGUUGAUAUUUUAACUUGAGCGAGGGGCUUCAGUGCUUGCUUCCACCGCUGCCGGUGAUGUCAGACGGCGGCUGGGUCAUGUGAAGGUCAGCAGCGUCGGAGGUUCACGGAGAGUUCAGUCGCAUACAUUAGGUAACACCAUCGGUCGCUCUGACAUAACUAGUAUGAAGCAGGGUGAGUUGAGACAUUCGUCAAUAAGAGAGAGAUAAGACGCAGCAGUAAUAGUAGUAGAAGAAGAAGUCCCGGGACAAACUUUGUUAUGCAAAACAGGCUUCAGGUUUGGAUGUGUUUAACCUUUGCCUCGCUGUUGGGGCGCUUCAGUCUGCUGGCAACAUGCAAACAGUUUCUGACCGUUUGUGGGAAACGUAGCGCACACGUGAAACACGCGGAGAUGCGUUACUGCUAAGACACCGUUUGCAUCGAGAAGCCUGCACAGUGCAAUCAGAGACUUCGCUCAGAUUGAAACCACAUCAUGUUUGACUACUUGGAGUUUCAAGCUUUCGGUGCUGGAGAAAUCCUGGACUUGUACAGCGCACCCAGCCCUGCCUGCACGCUGCAGGAGCCGGACCAGGACUUGUCAGCCUUCUUCCCCGAGCUGAUGGAGGCGGACUGGCAGCAGCACCGGUGCUCGCAGUCAGUGGGGAGCCAAACCUCCAGCUCCAGCUCAGACGACCUGUUCACCAGCCCCCCGUCCCCGAUGCCCCCUCCUCGCACUUACAAGCCCUGUUUUGUGUGUCAAGACAAGUCCUCAGGCUACCACUACGGCGUCAGCGCCUGCGAGGGCUGCAAGGGCUUCUUCCGCCGCAGCGUGCAGAAAAACAUGGUGUACACCUGCCACCGAGACAGAAACUGCAUCAUCAACAAGAUCACCAGGAACCGCUGUCAGUACUGUCGGCUGCAGAAGUGCUUCGCUGUGGGGAUGUCUAAGGAGUUGAGAAACGACAGAAACCAGAGGAAGGGGAAGAAAGAAGCGGUGAAGAUGACCAUCAUGGAGACGUACGAACUGACGGCGGAGCUCGGCCUGAUAGUGGAGAAGAUCUGCAGGGCUCACAGAGAGACCUUCCCCUCGCUUUGCCAGCUGGGAAAAUACACCACAAACUCCAGCUCAGACCACAGAAUCCAGCUGGACCUCGGCCUGUGGGACAAGUUCAGCGAGCUCGCCACCAAGUGCAUCAUCAAGGUGGUGGAGUUCGCCAAGCGAGUGCCUGGAUUCACCGGCCUGACCAUCGCUGACCAGAUCACUCUGCUCAAAACCGCCUGCCUGGACAUCCUGAUCCUGAGGAUUUGCACUCGCUACACUCCGGACCAGGACACCAUGACCUUCUCCGACGGGCUGACGCUGACCCGCACUCAGAUCCACAACGCCGGAUUUGGACCUUUGACAGAUCAGGUUUUCACGUUUGCCGGCCAGCUGCUGCCGCUGCAGAUGGACGAUGCGGAGAGCGGCCUCCUCAGCGCCAUCUGUCUCGUCUCUGGAGACCGUCAGGACUUGGAGGAGCCGUCCAAGGUGGAGGUUCUGCAGGAGCCGCUGCUGGAGGCGCUGAAGAUUUACUCCCGCAGACGGCGGCCCAGCAUGCCCCUCAUGUUCCCCAAGGCCCUCAUGAAGAUCACUGACCUGCGCAGCAUCAGCGCCAAAGGAGCUGAGAGGGUGGUGACGCUGAAGACGGAGAUCCCGGGCUCCAUGCCGCCUCUGAUCGAGGAGAUGCUGGAGGAUCUGCAGAACCUGGAAAAACACCAGAAGAAACAGUCGGAGGAGAGCGAAGCGGAGCAGCGCACCAGCCAGCACACACACUCCUUGCAGGUCAUGAACUCCUCUGACUUCUUGCUCUGAAGCUGCUCAAAACACAAACGGUAUAAACUACAGAGGCAGUCUGGAGGGUUGGUGUCUUACCUCAGUUUCGUUGUUGCAUACUCGCCGGUGAACAAAGAGUCAAAAUUCUGCUUCAAAAGGGAGAAUAAUGCAGUCAUGUUUGAAUCUCUCACACUUUGAUUUUCUAAGUCCUCCCGGCAGUCGCCUCAUCACCACCAGGAGCCAGUCCAGUUUCUGUUGUAUUUAUAUGUGCAUGAGAUUUCACAAGGAUUAAGUUUUACCUCAUUCAAUAACAAUGCUUUUAGCAUUAGGUUAGCAAGGUUAGCAAACGUAUGAACUUCAAUUUCUGUUUUUUUAGCUUUUCACUUACACGUGUCUACUGUUUGUAUGAACAAUUUACUGAUUUCAACAUGUGUGAAACGAAAACUGUUGAAACAUAUUUAGAGAAAUAAGCAGAUUUUUCUGUGCAAAAGGGAAACAUAAAUGCAAAAACUUGUUUUUACUUGUUAGGGUUCCCAACCGGCAUUAGCAAAGUUCACAAGGUAUACUGUGCAGCUGGGUUUGUCAGUGAAAACGAGAAAGUAAAUACAGUUAAGCAAAAAGUAUCAAAUAAGUUCCUGUGCUUAUUAGUGAUAUUGUUACAUACAGUAUAUUGAUGCAAUUUAAAACUAUAGUUUGACAUUUUGGGAACCAAAAUAAAGUGGUUAACAUGAAGCAGGAGCCAGCAGCUGAUUAGCUUAGCAGGAACACCACAGCUGUGUCAGAAAUCACUCAUUCACUCCCGACUCCUCAGACGAAUUCAGACAAAUGAAACGAUGGAGGGUAAAUAAGGCCUGCAGGUCCGUCACUACACCCAGUGAAACAAGCAGAUCUGCUCAUAACGAACUGACGUUUUUACACUUUUGUACAGAUUAAACAAAGAACAAAAGACUUUUUAGUCAGUGAGCUGGAACGUGGAUUUUGUUAGAUAGAACCGUGCCACCCACCUGGCCAGUUGUUGUUUGUGCUAAGCUAAGCUAACCAGCUGUAGGUCCAGUUCUGAACGUUGAAUGAUAAGACAUGAAAGUGGUAUUGAUCCUCUCCGUGCCGCUGGAGAUCUGCUUCCUUGUUUUGCAAUAUCAAAUAUUAAGAGUUUGUACGUUGUAAGUGAGCUAAUAAGCAACUUUUCUCUUUUAUAAAGUUUUAAUUCCAGAUGUGCAGCUGUUGGUAGACCUGAAUAAAUGUCCAAAAUGUUCAGGUCUCAGUAUUGAGCCUAUACUGAAACUUUUUUGAUGCCUUAUUUUGAUGAGUUCUGUAUAAACACAUUUUCUACAAAAUAACCUUAAUUUUUCAUUUAACAGAAUAAGCCAGUUUUUGAAAUGCAUCAGUGUUUGAUAUUGUCUUAUUACAGAUAGCUGUGCAUGACUUUUACCAAAAUAAAAUAUACUGUAGAAAAAAUACUACUAAUAAAAAUGUAUCUGUACUUGCAACUGGAGGAAAAGCAUUAUGGGAAAAGUUGCCUGUGUACUGUAAAGACUCGUGUGCCUACUCAUCAUCUUCCAUAUCUGCAAAUUUCUUAGUAGA